CCUCCCUCGACACAUUCUCGUAUUUCUCUGUUUGAAUCAUGGCUGACGAAGACUACUCCUUUGACUCGUCCGAUGCUGGUGCUUCGGAAACGUACCCCAUGGAAGCCGGCCAGGUGAAGAAGGGCGGGUUCAUCAUGAUCAAGGGCCACCCGUGCAAGGUCGUGAGCAUUGCCACCUCCAAGACCGGCAAGCACGGCCACGCCAAGUGUAACUUUACCGCGUUGGACAUCUUCACCAACAAGAAGUACGAAGACAUUGUGCCUUCGUCCCACAACUGCUCCGUCCCGUUCGUCACCCGCGCCGAAUACACGUUGUUGGACAUCACGGACGAAGACUUUGUGUCGUUGAUGGACGACAACGGAGACACGCGCGAAGACAUCAAGUUGCCGUUGAUCCCGGAAGGAUUCGGUGAGGAAAUCCGCGCCGACUUCGACGCUGGCAAGCAAUUGGCCCUCUCCGUGUUGAUGGCGUGUGGCAUUGAACAAAUCGUCGCCAAGAAGGAAGACCUCACCGAAAAGUAGAUAUUUUGUGGUUAACAGACUAGAGGGAAUUUAUUAUCUCUAUAUGACAACACAGAUGCUUCGACAGAGAAAACAACCUAGGUUUCGUUCGUGU
Molecule: messenger RNA, 615 nt
Organism: Aphanomyces astaci
Lineage: Eukaryota; Oomycota; Saprolegniomycetes; Saprolegniales; Verrucalvaceae
Product: translation elongation factor IF5A
Exons: 1
Coding region: 39-521 (160 amino acids)
Biological process (GO): positive regulation of translational elongation; positive regulation of translational termination
Molecular function (GO): ribosome binding; RNA binding; translation elongation factor activity
Source: RefSeq, a predicted model, not a curated record